AUAUAAUAUUCAUUUGUAUGCAAUAUUGUCGUCAAAUAAAAUAUAAGUAAUUGAGGACAAAACUUAAAUUGAGGGUGAAUUAACUGAUUGAGAGUAAAGAAGUUGGCUUAGAAGUGAGAUAUCAGCAUAGGGAAGUAUUGAGAAUAAAGUGUAUGUGUGAUGUACAUAUAGCCCCGAUAAAGUUGUGCGAACGAACAAUAAUAAGAAGCGGUUAAUCAGUAAUCAAUGAAUAAGCACCUCCCAUACACGUACCCAAAGCCUUACGAGAUUAUAAGAUCGUGUAAAGAAGUGUAAUACUAAUUUCGUUCAUGCAGUGUAAAGAAAAUAUUACGUGUUAGAAUCCGCCCUUUAUCACUAUAAAAGAUGGCUCCGUCGUGUUUCGAAGUGAUCCUCAUCGGUUUCAUUCUUAUAUUACCAUUCUUAUACGAAAUGAGCAGGACCUUUCGAUAUUAUUUCAAAUUUUUUCUCUACUAUGGAUAUUUGAUGUUAAGUUCAAUCGUUUUUCUCCCAAUCAUGAUGUUUCGACCGCGGAAUGUAAAAAACUUUGUAUUAGCAUCAUCCGUGUGUUCUUGUUUUACUAACUUCUUGGGAGUACGUUGGGAAUUGAGGGGAAAAGAACAUUUAGAACAAGAAAGAGCAUGUAUAAUAGUAGCAAAUCAUCAAAGUUCUUUAGAUGUAAUGGGAAUGUUCCAAAUAUGGCCAAUAAUGGAAAAGUGUACAGUUGUAGGAAAAAAAGAGAUUUUUUAUGCAUGGCCAUUUGGUUUAGCUGCUUGGUUUUGUGGAUUGAUAUUUAUAGAUAGAAUGAAUUCAGAGAAAGCUCGUUCAGUUAUUAAUACUGCCACAAAUCAUAUUAAAGCUAAAAAGAUUAAAUUAUGGAUAUUCCCUGAAGGCACUAGACGUAAUACUGGUAAAAUUCAUCCAUUUAAAAAGGGUGCUUUUCAUGUUGCAAUUAACUCUCAAUUACCCAUAUUACCAGUUGUAUUUUCCUCUUAUUAUUUUUUGUCCUCUGAAGAAAAGAGAUUUGACUCUGGUCAGGUUAUUAUAACAUCAUUACCUCCAAUAUCUACAGAGGGAUUAAAGACAGAUGAUGUUGAACAUUUAAUGCAAAAAACACGAAAUAUUAUGAUGGAAGUUUUUCAUGCAACUAGUCAUGAAGUACAAUUUUCAAGUACUUCAGUUACUUCCUAA
Molecule: messenger RNA, 1188 nt
Organism: Eufriesea mexicana
Lineage: Eukaryota; Metazoa; Arthropoda; Insecta; Hymenoptera; Apidae
Gene: Agpat1
Product: 1-Acylglycerol-3-phosphate O-acyltransferase 1
Exons: 4
Coding region: 364-1188 (274 amino acids)
Biological process (GO): phosphatidic acid biosynthetic process
Cellular component (GO): membrane; endoplasmic reticulum
Molecular function (GO): 1-acylglycerol-3-phosphate O-acyltransferase activity
Source: RefSeq, a predicted model, not a curated record